This is a messenger RNA of Fimicolochytrium jonesii, 1100 nucleotides long. RefSeq lists its product as uncharacterized. The transcript has 4 exons. NCBI's taxonomy places the organism in Eukaryota, Fungi, Chytridiomycota, Chytridiomycetes, Spizellomycetales, Powellomycetaceae. Bases 333 to 1100 code for a protein of 255 amino acids. The record is from RefSeq and is a predicted model, not a curated record.
CUGUCAAUCCUCAUCGCGCUGUCGAUUUUCGCAACGCAGCAGGACCGCUCUCCACCUCGUUAACGACCUCCACUCCCGUUGACGACCUCUCCCGCCCAAUACGAUCGCAAGACGCCGUCAAAAGCGUGUCCACAGUUCUUCGAACGUACAGCUUUAACCGGCUGUUUCACGCUAUUCCUUAUCUUUCGGACUGUCUCAGCGGGCGGCUGCUGGGAGGAAACCUAGGCAAGCCCAUUACCAGCCUGAGCCCAGACUCAACAAAAAUAUCGAAGUGUAGUUGCUGUUUUAGUGCAAAAAGCAGAGACCUUCAUUUCUGACUUGCACAGCGCAAAAUGGUGAAACCAAAUUCCAACAAAGCGGGCAACGGCCGCUUCAGCCCCGAUGCCGAGGAUAGCCACCAGCUCCCAGCACCAAAAAAACGCAGAUACCACCAAUCUGAUCCGGCCCUCGACAGCGAAAAUGAAAACCAUGAUCUGCGCUCGCCUGCGACCAAGAAACCACCCUCAUUCAUUGUACCUCCCUCGCCCACCCUCAGAAACGAACCACCCUCAAAGACCAAAAAUGAACAAGUAGCAUUCCAACCCAACUCCGCAGGAGCCGCAGAACCUGCCAAGUCCGCCGACCCCACAGAAACCCCCACCAAAGCAAACGACAAAAACGACAUCUGGACCAGGCCGCGAUUCAGGACCCUUGUUGAUACUCAAGAGCGCCGCCGCCGACCGGACCCGGACGGUACAGACCUGGAAUACCCGCCCAGCCCUGACCUGCGCGGGUUUGAUGAGUACAAGAAGCGGUGGGAUAAGUGUGCUGGUCAAGAUGGUGAUGAUGAGGACUCCUCAACCUGGCCCACAACCACCCUUUCUACCACUCUCGACACUGACGACCUCGACACCUGGACCGCAACCCUCUCCACCCUCUCCCUCUCCGCACCUGUCGACACGACCUCGCGCGACGACCCGCGGUUCUUUCCCGACACAUUCCUGAUCGCGCCGGUCGGGACGCAUGGGAGGGUGGAUAAAGCGAGGGAGAGGAGUUUGAGUCCUAGGGAGAGGAAGAGGGGUGCGGGGGAAUGGAGGGCGGCGUGGAGGUAUGAGGACUGA